CAGCAGCACCGGUCACUUUCAUUUGAAUGCAAAUCGCCAAGAGUUGAGGGGUUGGCUGACGUCAGGCCGGCCUUAGUAAUACCUUUACCAUCUUGUCAACAGAGACACAUCAUGUGAGACUGGAGACAGACUGGAACUAUACGUCGCAUUUCACACUGGGAACCCAUUUGGACUAUAAAAACAGCAGACGGAUUGUUUUUAACAGUUUUCAGGGCUACAAUGUUGCCUUGAAAUCGGUUGCAUCUUCCCUGUUGCUGUUGUGAUCAUAUUUAAUUCUUUUUUGUACAAAUCAUGUAUGUGGGAUACAUUUUGGAUAAAGAAACUGGCAUGUAUCACCAAGGGCCAGUAAGAAGAUCGAGCAUCAAUAUGCCUCCACAGAACUUUGUUUCGACACCUCAGUACCCAGACUUUACUGGAUACCAUCAUGUGCCAAACAUGGAAACGCACGCACAGUCUGCGGGGAGUUGGGGAGCCACUUAUGGAGCUCCACGGGAAGACUGGGGUGCAUACAGCCUGGGACCACCUAAUACUAUCCCUGCACCCAUGAACAACUCCUCUCCCGUACAAGUUCCCUACUGCUCAUCCGAGUACAGUCACAUGCACCCUCCGGGAUCUGCGGUGUUACAGCCGCCGCCGGAAAACGUUAAUGUUGCACAGCUUUCUCCUGAUAGAGAAAGACGCAAUUCAUUCCAGUGGAUGAGUAAAACUGCGCAAUCAUCAUCUACAGGUAAAACAAGAACGAAGGAGAAAUACAGGGUGGUUUACACAGACCAUCAGAGGCUGGAGCUGGAGAAGGAGUUUCAUUUCAACAGAUACAUCACCAUCAGGAGGAAAUCUGAGCUGGCUGUCAACCUCGGUCUAUCGGAAAGACAGGUGAAAAUCUGGUUUCAGAACCGCAGAGCCAAGGAGAGGAAAAUGAUCAAGAAGAAGCUGGGUCAGUCUGACGGCAGCGGGGGGUCUGUGCACAGUGACCCGGGAUCAGUGAGCCCUCUGCCGGUGCCGGGCUCGCUCAGUCCCUCUGACAUCCACAACUCUAUGUACCCUCCUCCGGGAAUGAACAUGUCAUCUAUCAGGAAUAUACAGCAAGUGACUGUGAAUCUGUAACAGUUCACUCCGGACCAUGUAACAAAACUGAGCACUCCGACACGCUGACAGGACACUUGGAUCUGAACUCACGUCCUGAAGCACCAAGCUGUGGAUAAAGAUUUCAUUUAUAGCAACGAAAUACUGGAGGCUCUUGAAAUAUUGCUUUUUUAAAAUAUAGAAUAGUUCUAAUAACGUGGGGAUUUAAAAGAAAAACAAAAAAAUCGACGUGUUUCAAACUUAAAAGCUUUAAAUUUGUUUGUGAGUUAAUAAGAUAUAAAUAUCGUUUUUUGUAUGUGAAGAAGUGUAUGUGAAUAAAAUGAGAAUUCAGGGACAUUAUAAUGAAGUUUUUAAACUGGAUUGUAUGUAGCUCGCCAUGCAAACGGCUUUGACUUGACAAAUCAUUUACACGUUUUCAGCACAAUAUUAUCCGCUUUAGUAAAGCAGGGAACAGCUGUUAAUGAUACGGGUAGAACGGUCGUUUCAUGGCGAAAUGUAAAUAAAAUGUUGUUUUACAGUA
Messenger RNA from Gymnodraco acuticeps, 1603 nucleotides. It is a transcript of the gene cdx4, whose product is annotated as caudal type homeobox 4. Gene Ontology annotation, molecular function: RNA polymerase II transcription regulatory region sequence-specific DNA binding; DNA-binding transcription factor activity, RNA polymerase II-specific. Gene Ontology annotation, cellular component: nucleus. Bases 292 to 1104 code for a protein of 270 amino acids. Lineage: Eukaryota; Metazoa; Chordata; Actinopteri; Perciformes; Bathydraconidae. The record is from RefSeq and is a predicted model, not a curated record. The transcript is spliced from 3 exons. Gene Ontology annotation, biological process: embryo development; animal organ morphogenesis; cell differentiation.